This is a messenger RNA of Mesorhabditis spiculigera, 639 nucleotides long. Lineage: Eukaryota; Metazoa; Nematoda; Chromadorea; Rhabditida; Rhabditidae. The record is from the annotation of a GenBank genome assembly.
AUGAACGCCCAGCUCAUCCAGCUCCGCUGUGCCAACGGCGACAUCGUAACCACCCCCGAAUCCGUGGCCAAGAUCCCCCGCAUCGUGGACCCGAAUUUUUGCGCCAAUUCGGACAAGUACAUCCUGUGCUACAUUUUGGAGGCGUUGAAGCGGGAAGACCAUCGCUUCAUUGUUCCGGAUGACUUUGUGGCCUGGGCGUCAUUGAGGAACGAACUCCGCCGCCUUGGCCUUGAUAAAAUGGCGACAAUGGAUGCUAGCCCCCAUACAAUCACCAUUUCAUGCCAAGCAGCCCUGUCAAUUGGACGCCUAAAUCCGGAAGUCACCUUCAGAAAGAUUCUUCGGAUCGUGGUAUGCGGAAGGGUGGCUAUUUGUCGGGAUGUGUUCGAGGACCAGUUAAACGAAGCCCGGGACAGUGACGCUACGGAGGAUAAAUACACAUCGCGCUUUUUCCUCAAGCAUUCGCAGCUUGAACGAGCCUUCGAUGCCCUGGGCCUAAAAGGCUUUCGCAUGGUCGGCUCGUCGACGUUCGCCCCACAAGUGCCACAACAGAACGACGAGACCACUUUUCUGCACCACUCUCAAUUUGUCUUCACGCGCCUUCCCGGGCAAGCACCGAUCUUCAAAGAAAGCCAACAGCAG